Diabrotica virgifera virgifera (western corn rootworm) is the source of this 13686-nucleotide messenger RNA. Its product is annotated as titin. Gene Ontology annotation, cellular component: microtubule organizing center; filamentous actin. The record is from RefSeq and is a predicted model, not a curated record. The transcript has 18 exons. Gene Ontology annotation, molecular function: protein binding. Lineage: Eukaryota; Metazoa; Arthropoda; Insecta; Coleoptera; Chrysomelidae. Bases 280 to 12543 code for a protein of 4087 amino acids. Gene Ontology annotation, biological process: actin cytoskeleton organization.
GUAGGUGUCUGGUCAGCGGGUUUGUGGGAUGCCCACCUCAAGAUAUGAGAUGUCCCACCUUCGCGGUCCAUUAUAGAAAAUAACACAGUCGAUAGCCGGCAACUACGCGUAUUGUACACACGGGCGAUAACAAUAAUAAUAAUAAUAAUUGAAAGAGACAGUUGCUUCGAAUUUUUGGUGUGUCCUUUGUGGUUCUUAUUACUCUGCUAUAGACUUUAUUACUGGCAAUUUUUUUUAUUAAUCUUGUGCUGAGAAGUUGCGAGGUGAAAGCAUAAGGCCAUGUCGGCCGAUACCCACAACCUCUCUCACAUUCAAGACGAGGAUGUUCUUCGUAAAAUGUGGCAAGAUACUGAAGAUUUCGGAAAGAAAAAGGAAAUAAGAUCGCACAUGUAUAAACUACGGGAACAACGAUUGAGGGAGUUUUAUAACGGCAGCGAGAUCACAGAAUCCAGAUCGUCAAAAACUACAGGAAAAGUGACGCAAAGCUCUACUCACGCCGAUUCACUCGUCGAUCAAAGCUUUCAGAGCUUUAAGAGCAAAGAAGUCCGAGAUUCAGGAUCAGGAUCACCUACAAGAGAUAUACAUUACAAAGUACCAGGUUCAAACGAAUGGCAGAUUGCAUCGAACAACGAAAUUAGCAAAGACGGCAAAACUAGAAUUCACUCCACAGUAGCGUCGGUACAAGGCACCCAAAAGAUAGAUGGGGGCCAAAUAGAUUUCAAAGGCAAGAAUGAAAAUACGUCUAGCGUCUAUCACCACGCCGAUGAAAACUCGGAAACCAUGAGAACCCAAAGUAGCAGCCAUAGCUCGACUGCUUCCCGUAUGGUACAAUCUCACACGGUGCCUUCAGAACAAAUAGAGUUACCAAGUAAUCUUCAAGGGGUUACCAAAGUGAUACGUGAAACUAAAACGUUACCAGAUGGUUCUAAAGUUACCACAACCAGGUACGAUACCACGAGUGGUUCUUCUCACACCACUAACCAAUCUGCUCAUGUACGGACUUCGCAAGAAUCUUCUUCCAGCCGCCAGGUGAACGAAAGAACGUCUGAAAAUGUUGUUUCUGUAGAUAACAAAGAAGUAGCGAUACCUAGUAAUCUGCAAGGUAUUACUAAAGUCACAAAGGAGACUAAAACACUACCAAAUGGUACAACUGUUAUUUCUACCAGAUACAACACUACCAGUGACAACAUACAAACAGGGCAUAUUAAAACUGCCCAAACUUCAUCAACAACUCAUAUAACAGGAGAAAAACAAGCAACUUUAAACAUUUCAACGCAAAACAAUGAUAACAUCACUACCAAGACAAUUAAAGAAUCUAAAAUUCUUCCUGAAACUUAUACAACAACAUCUGUAACAAAUCAAGUUACUGAUAUAAAAGGUUCUGCUCAAAAUCGACCUCAAGUACCAGAAAACCUUCAAGGAGUAACUAAGAUAACUAAAGAAACAAAAACAUUACCAGAUGGUUCUAUUGAGACAACGACAAAGUACCAUACAGUUAGCGGUACCACUACACAUACAGAAGUUAUAGGAACUGGGAAAAUUUCUAAAGAGCACAGCUCAGUGACAAAUAAAUCUACUAAAAGGUUCGAAGAAAGUGUAGAUAAUCAACAAAAUUACAAAACUGAAAAGAUACACUCAGUAAACAACAAAAUAACGGAUAAUAAAGACAUAAUAAGAACUAAUGUUACCAGUACCCAAGAGGACAAUAGGAAAAAUUUUGUUGAAAAUAACACCAAAGUGACUAAUGUUAACGAAAACAUAAAUAUAACCAGAGUAAGCACUGAUGACAAAGAUACUAAUAAAGUAUAUAGAGUACCCACCAAACAACCGGUGGAACCCAGAGAGUGCGAAAAUAUUGUAACAAAUCAACAUAAUAGAAGAGAAGAAAUAACAACUGACAAUUUUAUAAACACAGAACGUAGACAAGAAGUUUUAACACGGGACAAGUACCCAGAAGAAACGCCUAAAAAUAAACCAAGUGCCCCGAGAGAUAUAAGUCCCACCAAGCCAACAAAAACUUACUAUCAACCUAGUAAGCCAACAGAUGAACCUAGAGAAAGAAGUCCCACCAAACCAACAACAACUGACUAUCAACCUAGUAAGCCAACGGAUGGACAUAGAGAAAGAAGUCCUACCAAACCAACAAAACCUGACUACCAACCUAGUAAACCAACGGAUGGACAGUACGAAACGACUUAUAGAACUGACUACACCAACAGGAAAAUAAGCGUAGAAGUUAGUCCUACUCAUGAUGCAUUCGCAAGGUCUUUAAGGUCUGUCUCACCAGACCGAGUACCUAGCAGAGGCAGUCAUAGAACUAGUAAUUCUUCAAUACCUGAAAAAAUGAGACACCCCUCAAGAAUAUCUCCAGAGCGUACUCAUAAAAAUCGAGGUGGAAGUCCUACAAAAAGCAACGAUAGAUUUUCUAGUACCGACACUUAUAUUUAUAAUAAAAGGAGAAGUACUGAUGAAGGGCCGAAAACAAAGUCGCCUUCUCCAAAAAGAUAUGGUAGUACCGAUACAUUCAGAAAGACAGAAAGUCAAGAAACGAUUACAAUUUCUAAAACAUCAAGACAUGAUGUUACUAAUACUACAUCUAAAAAGAAAGACAUUAAGAGGACAAGUCAACAUUCCCUACCAAGAUCAAGGUCGCCCUCUCCUAGAAAACCUUCUGAAUGCAGAAAAGAAACAUAUGAAAUUGUAACUGACUUGGACGAAGACGUAACUAUAACCACAGAGAAGCAGAAAACUGGUUCCAGACCUAACACUUUAGAGCUUUCGAAGAAACCUAAAAAAAUUACUGACCGUUCACCGUCUUCUCCAUUAUCAGACUUAGGAUCCCCUAAGAAAUCACCUACAAAAGAUCUUAGAAGAACUAGCAGCUUCAAAUCGCCUACUAAAGAUCAUUCUCCAACUAAAUAUCCAACCGACAGUUACAAGGCUCCAAAAGACAAUCUGCCAAAAUCUCCAACAAGGAACCGUCCAGAGGAUCGUCCUUUAAAGAGAACCGAUACAUAUGAAGAACGGUGUCGGCAAAUACUGGGGAUAACAGAAGUAACUGACAAAAGAAGGAGUAGUUUGGAGAGAUCAUCAAGUAAAAGAAGUUCUUUUAGAAGAAAUACUUCGACAAAUAGUGUGGACACAAAUGGAAGCACUAGUCCUACUAAGGACAAACCUAGAAGUCCAACUAAAAGCCCCGUGAAGGAGAGGCCACAGUCAAGAGAUUAUGAAACAACCGAUAUUUCAACUAGAACAACAACAGAGACAACUACUACAAGUAUUGAAGGAAAACCUCGAAGUCCAUCAAAGAGUCCAGUAAAAGAAAGACCACUAUCCAGAGAAUAUGACGAUAAACCUAGAAGUCCAACGAAAGAAAGACCACGUUCAAGGGAUUUUGAAACAACUAAUAUUGUCACAACAAACAAAAUCGUGGACACGAAUAAAAUACCUAGACCUGCUGAAGGAAAACCUGGACCAACAAAGAGUCCAGUAAAAGAAAGACCACUAUCCAGAGAAUAUGACGAUAAACCUAGAAGUCCAACGAAAGAACGACCACGUUCAAGGGAUUUUGAAACAACUAAUAUUGUCACAACAAACAAAAUCGUGGACACGAAUAAAAUACCUAGACCUGCUGAAGGAAAACCUGGACCAACAAAGAGUCCGGUAAAAGAAAGACCAAGUUCAAAAGCUUUUGAAACCACUGACAUAGUUUCAACAACCACAAUAGUGGAUACAACUGAAAUCACUAGACCUACUGAAGGUAAACCUAGAAGUCCAUUAAAGGAAAGACCUGUUUCCAGAGAUUAUGACACCACAGAUAUUACUACAACGACUAACACCGUGGACACAACUGAAAUCACUAGACCUACUGGAGGUAAUCCUAGAAGUCCGAUGAAAGAAAGACCACGUUCAAGAGAUUAUGAAACAACUGAUAUUGAUACAACGACCAAAACAGUUGACACAACUGAAAUCACUCGUACACAAGAGAAACAUACCGACAUUUCAUCAACCAAAACAAAGGACAUAACUGAAAGCACUGAAACCAUUAGACCUACUAAAGAAAAACCUAAAAGUCCUGUAAAGGAAAAACCACGUACCAGAGAUACUGAAACCCAAGACAUUGUGUCAACCACCGAAACAGAAGAAACUACUAUUAUCACCAGUGACCUCUAUAAACCUAAAAAGAGACCACAAAGUCCAACUAAAGGAGAGAAACCCGAAUCAGUCCAAAAAAGGCCUGAUAAAAAGGGUCCAAAUAAAUACCCUGACAACGAACAUACUACGAAUGUCCAAAAAACUACAGAACAAGUUGACGUUUAUAAUAAGGAAGAAAUUAUAAUAACUGAUGAAGAAUAUAAAACGCCACAUCAACCAAUAACAAAACCAAAUCAAAAGACACAUCCACAGACAACUGUUGAUCAAACAGACCAAACUAUUUUUUCCAAAACCUCGAAAGAAAACAUUUCUAGAAAAGACAUUAAAAAUGUGACAGAAGACAUCACAGAACAACAAGAGGUAGAAAUCGUUACCAGGAAACCUAUAAACGAAACUGUUGAUGAUAGUCCUAAAAAGAGAGGACCUGGCAUUACUGAAUUCCCAUCCCAAAAGAAGCCACAGAAACAUACGCCUACGAAUUUAAUUCCGUCUAAAACAGUUGAUACAACAGAAGAAGACAAUGAAGUUGUUACUGAAGAAACAACUAUCUAUGAUGACAAUAAACCAUCCAGUAAAGGUCCAUAUACGAAAGAAAGACCAAAGACCACAACUGAUAGACACAAAACUAGCACAACAGAAUUCAUAAUGCAGGAAAAAUUAAGCACAGACAUAAACUCGAGUACUGAAGUUUUAAUCGAUGAAUCAGAACGACCAGUACCUACCAAAAAGACACCAAAAGUCAAAGAGACCCGCCCUCAAAGUACACCAUCGGGAAAACCAAUUACAUCAACCACAUAUACUGAAAAUGUACUUAAUGUGGAAGAAAUUGUUGAUACUAAUACGUUAGAACGCAAACCAUCAAAGCCUACAACUACAGACGACAAGCCAACAAAGAAAGAACUUACUGAAUAUCCAGCACAAUCCAAAUUGAAACCCAAAGACACUACUACAAAGAUUACAACUACUGAAAUCAUCAAUAAGGAAACAACAAAACCUGGUGAAAAGAAAGAACCAACAAAAAAGACACCAAUAACCGAGUUUCCAUCUCAAAUUCGCAAAGAACCAAAAACCACUACUAAAACUAGCACUUCAAUAACUGAAGAUAUCUCCGUAGAAGAAAUAACAAGGAAAUUCACGAAGCCUUCUCCUGGAAACAAAAAACCAACCAAACAGGGUCCAGAUACACAGGAAAAACCUUUAAAACCAAAUAAGGAAACAGUAAAGACAACAGAGAAAGAAAAAAUUAUCAAAACUAGCAAAGACAAGGUUACUGACGAAGAAGAAACCAUCAUUGAUGAAUUAAUAGUAGUGGAUGAUUCUGAUGUUCCAAAAGUUACCAUCGGUAAACCGAUUCCUAAGGACGAAAAACCUAAAAAAUUACCUAAACAACAUGCUGUUGAUAAAACAACAGAAUAUUCAGAUGACGAUGUUGAUUUUACCCAAGAAGUUAUAGUUACAGAUGAAUUUGAAAUUGUAAAUAUUCCAAAACAGAAACCCAAGCAGGAAAUCCCUCAGUAUACUUCACAAACUAGAAAACCCAUCACUAAAAACAUCUCUAAAGAAAAUAUUACCCCUACAAAGGAAAAAUCAUCAAAAGUUAAAAAACCUACCAACAAAGAACCUACUGCUACAGAAAAAUUCUUUGAACCUAUCGAUUAUGCGAAUAUGGUACCUGUUGAGGAACCAUUGAUGAUCAAAAAAGAUAUAGACACAAGUUGUCCUCAUGAUAUUAGGUACGCAUCGAAAACCACUAAAAACUUUAUCGAAAAAGAACAAAAAGAAAUCAAUGAAAAUGUAAAUUUACAGAGAAGACCUGUUAAACCAGAAAAGGAAACUCCUUUGCAUAAAACGCAAAUUAGUACCACAGCUAAGAAACCUCAAAAACAACCUGAGAGGAAAUUAGAUAAACCCAGUACAAGAAAACCGGUCAAUGGUAUAACUGAAUAUCAAGAUCAAUACUCUCCUAAUCUUAAACCAAAAUCAACUCCUACUAAAUCGAAGACCAUAGAACCAACAACAGUAUUUAAACCGUCAAAUAAAAUAAAUUCUAUACCUACUAAACCUACUACAAAGGUUCAAGUUAAUGGGUUCCAUAAGCCAGAAAAACCCAAAACACCUCAGGACACAAUAAAAUCUUCCACUGUUGUCGUAAAUACAGUGAGGGUACCAAAACAGUCUGUUGUAGAAACAAUAACAACAAAGAAGACUACAAAAACCAUUAACCUAAAAGAAAAUGAACCAUCCGAGCCAACAAAGUUAAGAAAACCAUUACCAAGCAAAGGUCCUGUAAAGCCUUCUGCUAAACCAUCGCAUCCCGAUCAUUCAACCAAAAAGCAUCUAGUUACGACUACAAUAACACUAAAGACCAAUACUCAACCAGUAACUACGAAACCAAAAGUAUCAAAAACAACAACUACAACGGUUACAAAGUCACAAAAGAACAGGGUUGUUGAUUUGAAACAAAAACGUGUGAAUGAGUAUGUUUCAACUGAUACUGACGAAGAAGAAACAAUAGAAACUGUCGAUGUAACGAAAAGAAAUGGUACCAAAAGACAACCAGAAAAAUGUAUAACAACGAAAACCGUUAUCAUAAACAACAAUACACAACCGAGGCAAAUAGUGGUAGAUCUACAACGUUCAAAGUCUUCGAGAGAACCAACACCAGAUAAAAUAUGUCCAGUGCCUACAGAGUACGGAGGCUAUGGAUCACCAAGAUAUCCUGACGAAAUUGAAGAACCCGAUGAUGUUAACGUAAGGAAACCACCGAAGAGACUUUCGGACAUACCUUUAUUGGAAUCAGAAGAUGUUACCAACUUUAGCAGAAUAACAGAAAUCUCAGACACUAAAGUAGUUACUGAUAUCGAUAAAGUAGAAACAACAGACGAGAGUCUCUUGAGCGUUAAUAGAAAGAUCAAUUUGUUCCUAGACACUGCUGAUAAACUCACCAAAACUGGUAAAGGCCCAUCUGGUCCAGCUCCUAAAGUAGAACGACCCAAAUUGGAAGUUACACAAGAUCUGGAAUCAGAUGAGUGUCUUUUGAGCGUGUCAGAAAAGGUUAACAAGUUCAUAAACACUGCUGAUCAAUUUAUGAAUGUUCGGGAUUUGCCAGAGAGACCAAAAAGUCCUAGGUGUAAGUUUAAUAACGAUAAAAUUUCUUCUAAUAACUUUAUUACCACCGAACAAAAGACAAUUCAGAAAGAAAACCUAACUAAUGAGACUCGAAAAGUAUCUUUAGAAAAUUUAAACACUGUCGAUACCUAUAGAAAAUCUGCGCCCACUGAUAUUAAAAAAGAACCGAAAUCUGUGACUAGAGCUGAAAAACCAGGCGACAAUAAACCUGUGGACAAGAAACCUAGCAAAUCUCCAGUUAGAGAGAGCCAGAAAACACAACCAGAGCUUGUUGAUCAAAAGUAUCCUAAUUAUAGUACUAUAACUAAACGAGUAUCUUUAGAAAAUCUUGAAAUUCAAACCAGUGUUAAAAAUACAGAAGAUAUUCGCAGAAAAUCCCCUGAAAGAGUAUCACCAACACAUACCAAACGUCCUUCAGAUAGAAACGUAUCUCCUGAAGAUACAAGAAACAAACCAAGUGAAAGAUCGUCUCCAGAUCGAUUAUCGCCCACAAGAAUUACUCCCAGUCAUCCUGGAACACCAAAUAGGCGUCCACCGAAUGAAUACACGUCAAUUAAAUCCAUAAAAACCCAAGACGUAAAAUCUACGACCAAAGAGGUCAGUACUACUCCAAAGAGUAGCAAAAGUAAACCAGCGGAGGACAAGAAAAAUAUUCUAAGUACUACCGGUCGUCUUAGGAGUACAGAAAGUAUUAAGAAGGCUAGAGCUCUCUUUGAAAACAUCAACAAGGAAGCAGAAAAAGCAAAUAACAAAUCUCCUAUUUGUACUAAGAAAGAAACUGUCGUUAGGAAACUUAGUUAUUCGAGUGAGGAUGACUUAAAACAGACUAGAACUACAAAAUCUAGAUCUAACUCACCUGACAAACCAAUAGGAGAUGUACCUCAUUAUAUGUUACCUUUAGAUAGACCUUCCAAACCCAAAUCGGAAUCUCCUGAAAGAAGGACUUCAAGACCAAGAUCGCCUGAUGGAAGUGAGUCUGGUGGUAUUCCCCAUUAUAUGUUGCCAUUGGACAGACCCAAGACUCAUACACCUAGAUCUAAAUCUCCUGAUAGAGAUAGCUUAAGAUCCUGUUCUCCGAAUGUCAGACAUGAAACUGGAGAGGUUCCUCAUUAUAUGCUACCUUUAGAUAGAACCCCUGAACCAGACAGAGAAGUUCCAAGGCAUAAACAACAUCUUACACGGACUGAACCAGGUGUUACUCCACACUAUAUGUCACCUUUGCACAAACCUAACACUCAUGUCCCAAGAUCUAAAUCUCCUGAUAGAGAAAGCUUAAGAUCCUGUUCUCCGAAUGUAAGACAUGAAACUGGAGAAGUUCCUCAUUACAUGUUACCUUUAGAUAGAACCCCUGAACCAGACAGAGAAGUUCCAAGGCAUAACCAACAUCUUACAAGAACCGAACCUGGUGUUACUCCUCACUAUAUGUUACCAUUAGAAAAUCCUAAGGCUCAUAUACCCACUGAACCAGACAGAGAAAUUCCAAGGCAUAAACAACAUCUUACUAGGACAGAACCUGGCGUCACUCCUCACUAUAUGUUACCACUAGAGAAUCCUAAGGCUCAUACACCUAGAUCCAAAUCUCCUGACAGAGAAAGCUUAAGGUCCUGUUCUCCGAAUGUGAGACAUGAAACUGGAGAAGUUCCUCAUUACAUGUUACCUUUAGAUAGAACUCCUGAACCAGACAGAGAAGUUCCAAGGCAUAAACAACAUCUUACAAGGACUGAACCUGGUGUUACUCCUCACUAUAUGUUACCAUUAGAAAAUCCCAAUUCUCAUAUACCCACUGAACCAGACAGAGAACUUCCAAGGUAUAGACAACAUCUUACAAGGACAGAACCUGGUGUUACUCCUCACUAUAUGUUUCCAUUAGAGAAUCCUAAGGCUCAUAUACCUAGAUCCAAAUCUCCUGACAGAGAAAGCUUGAGAUCUUCUUCUCCUCAUGUUCGACAUGAAACUGGAGAAGUCCCUCACUAUAUGUUACCUUUAGAUAGAAGCCAGACGCCCAGUGAGCUAGAUAGAGACGUUAAUAUUCCCAGGCAUAAACAAUAUGUCACAAAUAGUACUCCACAUUAUAUGUCACCUUUGCACAGACCUAAAACUCACACACCCAGGUCGAAUUCUCCUGAUAGAGAAAGCCUAAGAUCUUGCUCUCCAAAUAUCAGACAUGAAACUGGAGAAGUACCCCAUUACAUGUUACCGUUAGAUAAAAGGCAUAUGCAUAGUACACCUAGACCUAAAUCACCAGACCGUGAUACUCCUAGACACAAGUCACCUGAAUCUGGUGAUACUCCUCACUAUAUGUUACCUCUAGAUAGAGACGCUAGACCUAGCAGACCGAGAUCUAAAUCACCUGGAGGGGAUAGUCCAAGGCAUACUUCACCUGACGUUCGUUCUGAAGCCAGUGAUGUUCCUCAUUACAUGCUCCCAUUAGACAGAAACGUCCACUACAAAGACAAACCUAUCACAACCUCAAAACCUGAGAGUCCCAAUAAUAAAUUUGGUGUUACACUGAAGAAAGUGCAUCCUGACAAGCCCGUUACAAAAACUACUAAUACUAAAGUGACUACAGAAAGAAAAACCAGUAAUGUCGAAAAUAUAACUGAAGAAGAAAUCGAAGAUAUUUUUGAAAUAGAAGUCUUGGAGGAACUGCUCCAAAGAGUAACCAGUUACGAAAUACGCAGAGUAAUAAGAACCCAAAUUAAAUUGGUAAAGAAACUAAUAACAGAAAAUAGGCUAACGAUUUAUAUACAAGAAAGAAAACAAUCAAAGAUUAGGAAAGACCGUUCAGAAACAAUUACCCAAAAUGUUGAGUAUCAUUCAAGUUAUAAACAAACACGUAAAUCCUCCACAGAUCGGACUGUAGAGACUAGAACUCGCAGUCCUCAAAGGACACCAAGUCCAACUAGGCAACCAAAGAAUCAAUUUUACAGACCAAAUGAAAAGAGACAAAGUCCUCAACGAACAUCCAGUCCAACAAAACCAUCGAACGAAAAUAAUCUUAUAAAAACUACAACAACAACUAAUACAACAAUCCGAACAUCAACUCCAAGGGAAAUAGUCAGAAAACCUGGAGAAAGAUCUAGUCCAGAAAGACAGUCUCCUCAAAGGCAAGCUAGUCCAACUCGUACUCAAACUACUGUUCAAAGCAGCUACAGGCUUACAAGUAGCAGUGAUGUACCCACAACUAAACAAAUUACUAGAAAAACAGAGGAGCUACGAAGAUUUAGUCCAGAAAGAGUUUCCUUAGUUGAAACUACCUCGAGAACUGAACAAGUACGAAAAACAUCAACGGAAAAAAGUACUCUACAUACCAAAACUACAAGCCCAGAAAGAAAUGUACCUCAAAAGAAGGAACCAAGGCAUUCUAGUCCAGAUAAGAAGGGUCCUAAAAGUGGACACUCCAUUCUGAAGAAAACAGAAGUGCAGCAAAAAAAAGUGGAGGAAAAGAAGCCUGAGUGGGUCACCAACAGGAAUCUGAAGAAAGUUACGGGUUCAAACGAACAAGUACGAACUACGAGUAGUAGUAAAAAGACUGUUAAAGAAGAAAAGAUUGUCCAAAAGAAGUCCAGUGAGUAUGAACCUACUGAUUUGAUUACGUCUAGUUACGGUGUUGGACCUACUGAUGAAAAUGGUACUCCCUUAUUUGGACUGAAGGCAUUGAGACAAACCAACAACGGCACAACUAAAGUUCAAGGCACCUUUAUCACAAGUGAAUACUACUCAGAAAACGGCCAGGAACCCGUGGGACAAAUAAGCGUAACGAAUUAUUCGACCGACCCGAGAGAUUUGAGUACCGAGGAACAAAUUCAAAAUAACAAGCUAGUAACAAGCGUAACAACUACUCAGAAAUUCGGAUACGAAGAUUCACCUUCGUUAGAGACCCUAACAAAAAAUAAACGUCCGACCAAACAAAUAGAAGAUUCUGUAGCAGAAGGCAACAGAACGUCAAAUUUCAAACGACAGAACUCAGUGAAGGCUAUUUCUCAGAAAUUCAUUGAUUCGGCAGUGGAAUCUUUAAAAAAUGAACGGCAAACGUCCUACCCAAAGGCAGGUCUGAUUUUGCGCACUUCCAGUUUCAAGGAUUCUAAAAACGACUCUAAUGAAGAAGAUAUCACGUCAGGUAUCGUUACUACUACUAAAACAUCUAAACAAACCACUACGAAAAAAUCUACGAGUGAAGGAGGUGGUACCUUUCUUAGUAACAAAUCUACCAUUUCCGGUGUGACUGAUGUUAUCAGCAGAAUGAAGACUGAAGAAUAUGAAGAAGGUGACAGUUCUGAAGACAUAGAAGCAAGAAGUUUGCUGAACAAGUUUAUAGGAUCUCAAGUGAUACUUUCAGGAAUGGAAAAUAGAGGGACAGCGAUAACAACAACAAAAUCCAAAAUUUCAACAUCAGAAUUGGUACCAAGGACGACGAGUAAAAAAACGAUCAAACUGACGACAACUGUAACGGAGGGUGGAAAAACUAAAACCAAAACCUUAGUCUUUCAAAGUCCCAUCACAGAAGAGGAAUUAGAAAACAUCUGGGACGAAAAAAUUCUUCGAUUAUUGCUUGAACAAAGCACAGAAUACGAAGAAAGGCGAAUCAUCAGGAAUAGGUUACGCAGCGUAAUGGCAGAACAAGAAGCUUGUGCAGAUCUGGUACAGAAGGCAAGCCAGGAACAAGCCAGCGGAAAAAUAGAGGAAAGCGUGACUGUUGAAAAAUCGUCGAGUGAGACACCGACAACUACUACUACAACCAAAGUUACGAAAAUUAGUACCCAACAACAGGUAACCAAAAAGCCUCUAUCGCCAUUCGCUAAAUUUCAACAAUUGGACAAACAAAACAGUACCACUACUCCACCAGGUACCCCCGGUACCCCAAAGACUCCUGGAAACGGCCCUCUCUUUAAAUUUACCGAUCCUGCACUCAGCCUUUCAGCGGCUACCAUCAAGGAUCGUCUCUUGUAUUGGUGUAAAGUGAAGACUAAGGAGUAUGAGAACGUUCAACUAGACAACUUCUCCACCAGCUGGGCGGACGGACUUGCAUUUUGUGCCCUCAUCCACCAUUUCCUGCCAGACGCCUUCGACUAUCAUGCGUUAACGCCAAAAGAACGAAGACACAAUUUCGAACUUGCCUUCAAAGUUGCCAGUGACAAGGCGGACAUUUUUCCUCUCCUUGACGUUGACGAUAUGAUGGCCACCAGAAGGCCUGAUUGGAAAUGCGUCUUCACAUAUGUCCAGUCCAUUUACCGACGCUUCAAAGAUGAAGAAAUCUAAAAAUAUUUACAAUAUUAUGUGUUUUGUGUUUGUUUUUGUACAAAUGUAGAUAUUAGAAGUUGCCGUCAAACAUUAUUGGUAAAAUAAUAAGAUACAAAAAGAGAACAGACCGAUAAAGAGAAUAUUUUGUUGUGAGGUGACAAAAAGAAGUAUUUCUAAAACUACAAGAUAAAAACAGUUUAGUCUUGAAUCUUUAGCACUAUCAGACUACAAUUCGAGAAUAUUUGACAAUCAAUUCUAAUCUGAACAAAAAUCCUUGAAAAAUGGUAUGCGCAUGCGCACAUGCCUUGAACUUGCUACAGCAUUGCUUCUGCGAAGAAUCGUUUCAACUCAUAUUAGAUGAUGGACGUUAAAAAAACUGUGACAAUGAUCUAGAGUUCUAGAGAACCAAAAAAGCAAGAUUGAGGUAAAAUAAGACCCACAAAAUUUAGGAAAUAGGAAAGUAAAUUCACAAACUGUAUUAAGAGGGAUUACCAUCUUGAAAAGUAUUUGGAAAACUGGAGGUAUAAAUUCCUCUAAGGAUAACUGUGCUGAAAAAGAUCUACAACAUCGAAUGUGUUGUUUAUCUUGUUAACUUUUAGAUAACUCGCAUAAAAUAUUCUCAUUAUCAGUCUUAUCUUUAGUAGUCUUUAAAAAAAUCAGUCAAACUGAUCAAAAUUGUUGUACUAGAUGGUAACCAUCUUUAAACUUUAGCUAGAAGGAACUGUUACUGUAACGCUUACAAGUCGUUUUACUUGCUCUGUGAUUUUCAGAAGCAUUUCGAUAGAGAUCCGAUCUCUAUUCAUUGAAAAAGUGAUAUUUCUUUACCGUUUUUUGUACCUUCAUCUGCCCAGCUGUUUCUGUAGUCUGUAGGAUACGUAGCCCGUACAAAAACAUUUUUUUGUUGUACGGGAUUCACUCAGCAUUUAAUAAUUUUCGCUUAUUUAUUCACAUUUUCUAUUCAUAGUGGGAUGUUGCUUGAAUUGAAAUUGUCGCUCUAACAAAACAGUUGAAUGCGUUUGUAAAAUUUGUUGUAACAUUAUUUUGAAGCUAUAUUUUUAUUGUCUUGCAUUUUUGCACGAUAACAUUGUUUGUUAAGCACCUUUAUACUUAAUUUUAAGAUACUAUUUAUAUGAGACUUUAACAAAUAAAAUUUUAAAAGUU